AUGAGCCAGCCCUACCCCAUUGACCUGCGCGUCCCCGGUGACAAAGAUUAUGCCGGACGCUCUGAUCCUGAACAACAUGUUAACUCGUAUUACGGUAACAUGCUUAUGAUGGUGGUGUCGGAGGCCGUCAUGUGUCGGGCAUUCUAUUCCAUGUUGACCGGAAGAGCGGCAGAGUGGUUCAGAACCUUGGAACCAGAGUCCAUUUCCAAUUUUCGAGAAUUGGCUUGGAAGUUCGUUCAAAGGUUCGCCAUGUCUAAAACCGUUAAGAAACACUUUACUCACCUAGAAAAUGCCAAGCAGCGGGAGGGAGAGCCACUAUCCGUUUUCAUCGAGAGAUGGAAGAUUGCGAUGACGGAAAUCGAUCCGGUCGACGACGCCACGGCGAUUAAUUUGUUACUGGCAUCCCUGCGGGCCAGAAAUAUGUACCAGGACCUAAUCCUCCGACUGCCCCUCUCUUACGAGGAUGCCAUUCGUAGAGUGGUUGAACACGCCACGGCCACAGAAGCGAACUCGGUCAAAAGGAUGAUGGAGACAGGAGGACCGAGGAGAGAUCAAAAUCAGAGAGAUCGAUGCCCUAACACCUAG
This is a messenger RNA of Ipomoea triloba (trilobed morning glory), 585 nucleotides long. RefSeq lists its product as uncharacterized. The record is from RefSeq and is a predicted model, not a curated record. Lineage: Eukaryota; Viridiplantae; Streptophyta; Magnoliopsida; Solanales; Convolvulaceae. The transcript has a single exon. Bases 1 to 585 code for a protein of 194 amino acids.